Cheilinus undulatus (humphead wrasse) is the source of this 584-nucleotide messenger RNA. RefSeq names its product ankyrin repeat domain-containing protein 66. Lineage: Eukaryota; Metazoa; Chordata; Actinopteri; Labriformes; Labridae. The coding region runs from base 1 to 555 and encodes 184 amino acids. The record is from RefSeq and is a predicted model, not a curated record. The transcript is spliced from 3 exons. Gene Ontology annotation, molecular function: protein binding.
AUGACAGAGUUGCACCAGGCAACGGCAGCAGGAGACUUCGAUAAAGUUGAGGAGAUUCUGAGGCAAAAUAAAUGCGACCCGAAUCAGAGAGACGUCGACUGGAGCUUCAAGACGCCUCUUCACUGGGCAGCAGCCAAAGGGGACACAGAAACAGUCCGGAUCCUCAUUGAGCAUGGAGCGAGGCCGUGUUUGAGGACCGAGCAUGGAUGGACGGCUGCACACUUUGCUGCAGAGUCCGGCCGGUUAGCUGUGUUAUGGCUGCUGCACAUGCUCCAUGCACCUAUAGACAAGGAGGAUUUCUGUGGUGAUAAACCAGUGCGGAUAGCUGAACUGUACGGACACCAGGACUGUGUUGCUUUCCUCAAAAAGGCAGAAAUCGAGUGUCAGGCGUACCGCAACAUGGCUGCACAAAAAGGGAUUUCAGUGGAUGACACAGAUGAAGAGUGGGCUGAACAAGGCAAAGAAAAUGAGGAAAACAGGAUCUCUCAAACAGCGCUGAAAUGUAGGCAUAACUACAGCUCACAUGAUAAACCAUCACAUCUUUUCACAUCUUAAAGUUAUUUUAAACGUGAUAUACAGUAUUG